Molecule: messenger RNA, 1477 nt
Organism: Daldinia vernicosa
Lineage: Eukaryota; Fungi; Ascomycota; Sordariomycetes; Xylariales; Hypoxylaceae
Product: Mss4-like protein
Exons: 2
Coding region: 505-912 (135 amino acids)
Molecular function (GO): carbon-sulfur lyase activity
Source: RefSeq, a predicted model, not a curated record
CCGCAUCAUACGCACAAGCAUCUGACCUAGUCCAAAAUAAAUCUCAACUUUGGUAAUUACCAAAUAUCUAAUCUAUAGAUGCUUCAUUGAUACGCAUUUCCGGCUGUUUGAAACACGCCUUUCUCUUUGCAUCUAUUGCAUCUAUUGCGGUCGGACCCGAAGACAAAGCCCGUUUAAAGGAUUCGCUAACUAGGGGUAAUCAGUAAUUUGAUAUCUUGGUUUUAGGACUGAUUUGUCAACGCUGGCGCCCUAUUGUAUGCUGACGACCAGGGACCAAAUGCCCGCGGAACUGUAACGGGAGAUAGAAGAGAAAGAACCGAUGCAUCAAUUGCAACCCAAAAUUUAUAUAUAAAUCGAGUCGGAAUACCUUGAUGGCACCUACUACAUCCUAACUAACUACCUACCCGCUUCUCGCAUAAAGGUCGCUUACUACAACAUCGUCGAAGAGUUGAGUUGUGUAUAUCCAUUAUAUCCUACUAGCGAGAUCACUCCUGAACGUAUACCAUGGUCAGGGAAGGUAGCUGUCUUUGCGGCAAGAUCCGCAUCUCGUUUGAAGGCGAGCCUAUAAACAAGAUGUUGUGCCACUGCCUCGACUGUCGCAAAAUCUCAGGCUCAGCUUUUAGCACCAAUAUCGUCGUGCCCGCCGCUGGCUUCAAGAUUCUAUCGGGGACGCCCAAGACUUAUGUCACGGAUGGCGACUCAGGUCAGGAGAUAACGUCGUACUUCUGCGGCGACUGCGGCUCAACUCUGUGGCGCAACGGGAAAGUCACCGACUUCAACCCAAUCGUCAAAGCUGGUGUCAUAGACGACUCGAACUUCUUCGUCGACAACGAAGCCAAGCCAAGAGUAGAAUUGUUUUCGCAUCGGCGGCCGCGUUGGGUUAAGGAGAUUCCCGGUGCAGUUCAGAUGUGAGAGUUGUGAUUGGGUGGAAGAUGGAGACCACGUUGUUGAUACUAUCCAAGUACACUUUAGAGGAGGAGCAAACGUAUACUAGGCUCGACCAGACCAAUAAAUCAACCGGAUUCAAUACUUGUUUGUGCCUAUGUGAAAGGUUUAUCGAACCGAAUGGAGGUUUGGUUUGUGAAUAUGUUCCAUGAAAUAACAAGUGAUAGCCGACGUGUUCAGUUAUCUCGUGAUGUCAACUGAACAGGAUCUGGACAGCUAAGAUAUUCGAUGCAUCGACCCGACCGUAUGCUCAGGGGGUAGGUAGUAGCAUUUCUGACCCUUAAGUCUAAGGAAAGCUCUUGGACAAGUUAACGUUGUAAGAUACAUCCGGCCCACUAGCUCCAUAUCAGUAGUUAUGCUGUCUUAACAGGAUAUCUUUGAAAAGGAACCACUUAACUAUCAUAUGGGUGGGUAACAAUAUCAAUCUUCCCAGGGGUUAACUAGCGUCUCGAGCAAUAUUCAGUCCUCUGUGGAUUUUCGUCGUAAUAAUUGCCCCUUAAACAACCUCGCUAUCGUGUGAUUGUCUCCGCCG